Rasamsonia emersonii CBS 393.64 is the source of this 1836-nucleotide messenger RNA. RefSeq names its product RNA binding protein. Gene Ontology annotation, molecular function: mRNA binding. The transcript has a single exon. The coding region runs from base 1 to 1836 and encodes 611 amino acids. NCBI's taxonomy places the organism in Eukaryota, Fungi, Ascomycota, Eurotiomycetes, Eurotiales, Trichocomaceae. The record is from RefSeq and is a predicted model, not a curated record.
AUGGUCGACAGCUCGUCUAGUCAGUCCAGCCGCACCAGCCCUGGGUCCUACAGCACCGCCCAGCGGUCCGUGUCUUCGAGCUCCUCGCCGCCGCACCAAUCCCUCCCGUCUUCUCAGGGGCCGUCUGGGGCGCAGAAUGCCAUGUCGACCGACGUGCAGAAUCCAUCCGUGUCCCAAACCUCCGCGCCUUUGACUACCUCCUUCUCAUAUCCGUUUCCCCCGAUCGGACCAGCUACAUCGUUUGACGGUCUGGGUUGCAACACCAUGCGCCUAGCGGAUUCGGAUCGUUCGCCUCCGCCCCUCAACGGGCUUCCCCGGAUGGGUAGCGGCGCGGCGAUAUUGAUGCGCAAACUCCCCAAGAGCACCAGUCGCGAAGCGCUCCGGAGCAUGUUUCUCUUUGCGAAGGAUUUUGUGGACGCUGAUUUUGUCCCGUCCGAGCAUCCAGAGGAUAAGAACUUUUUGAGUGCGAUUGCGCGUUUCAACACGGUCGCGGCUGCCGAAGAAGCCCGAUCGUUGCUCGAUGGAAAGCCGAACACUACCAAUGAAGCCAAUAUGAUCGUCGAAAUGUAUCAGGGACCUCUUCUAAAUCGACGGAACACCAUCGAUCACCCCGCCACCCGCGGUCUGUCGGGCCCCAUGCCGACAGCCGGCUCUCUCCCGCGACAGUCUUCACGGUUCAACGGCACAUUUCAGACCCUGGAACGGCUCUCCACGACCAAUGGAGCGUCAUCGCAGUCCAACAGCAGCGAUGCCCUUCCGGCUCCCGAUACCAACUCCCGUUUGCACAGCCUCUUCUCACCCCAGUCCCCCCUGGGAAAUGGAAUCGGGGAGCUACCGCGUGUGAGCGGAAAGUCGGUUAUUGAUCAGGAUCCGGACGAGGAGACUGGAGAGCUACUCAAGGAUCCUGUCGGUUACGCCCAAAACGGCCACGCCAGCUCCAUGCCCCCCAUGCCGCGAAGGUCCACAAAUCCUCAGAUUCCGACCAGUCGAUUCGCUGCGCUCUCGCUAUCUACCAACGUCACGUCGCCGCCUAUGCCGAAUUACUCUGCCGGUGGUUCAGCACGCAUGGGAGUGCCGACACCUACAACCACUCUUCCUCCCAAUGUCAACGCGAACAUGGGUGGUAAUCCAACUUUUCACUAUCCCAAUCAACAUAACCCUCGGCACAGUCUCCCCGCUGCCAAUCCAAAUGACCUGAACCCUCCCUGCAAUACACUCUAUGUCGGCAACCUUCCGCCAGACACUUCGGAGGAAGAGCUGAAAGCACUCUUUUCCAAGCAGCGAGGGUACAAGCGACUCUGUUUCCGAAACAAGCAGAACGGUCCCAUGUGCUUUGUCGAAUUCGACGAAGUGGCGAUGGCAAGCAAGGCACUGAAUGAGCUGUAUGGGUACAAGCUUUCCAACAGUGUCAAGACGGGAAUCCGUCUGAGUUUCUCCAAGAACCCUCUCGGAGUACGGAGUUCGCAACCUAACAACAAUGCGAACGCUUCUAAUCAGCACAAUCCUCAAAAUCCAAUGCACGGAGUCAAUGGACUUGGGGGCAUGUCGAACCCGAUGUUUUCGACCGCCAGUGGGCCUCCUCCAGGGCUCUCUGCUCCUCCUGGCCUGGCGCUUCCGAUGGGAAUGAGAAACGGAACCAUGCCCCCUUCAGGAAAUCCACAUGCUUCCAUGGCAAAUGGCGCUCCAUAUGGUGCCAACAGUGGACUCGGUAUGAGAGCUAACGGCAUGAAUGCCAUCACCACAGCGCCUCUCGGCGGCGGGAUCGCGGGUGGCACGGCGGGUCCGGGCAUGGGCGGCUAUGGCAAUAUGUAUCCUGACUAUAUGAUGGGUCGAUAA